Messenger RNA from Cryptomeria japonica (Japanese cedar), 1869 nucleotides. Its product is annotated as serine/threonine-protein phosphatase PP2A-2 catalytic subunit. Gene Ontology annotation, biological process: peptidyl-serine dephosphorylation; mitotic cell cycle. The record is from RefSeq and is a predicted model, not a curated record. The transcript is spliced from 8 exons. Lineage: Eukaryota; Viridiplantae; Streptophyta; Pinopsida; Cupressales; Cupressaceae. Gene Ontology annotation, cellular component: cytosol. Gene Ontology annotation, molecular function: protein serine/threonine phosphatase activity. Bases 311 to 1231 code for a protein of 306 amino acids.
GUAUUUAGGAAUUCAUUCCAAAGUACAAGAGCCCGAAGGGAGCAAGCCCCCUUCACAGCACCCACAGACACUACACUAAAAACCAGUUGAAUGCUGUUGAUGGGUUGCUAAAUAUCCUUCAGAUAUCAGUUGGGCUUAUCUCCUAUUCAUCUUAGUAGCUUGGUUUUUCGCCUGCCACGGCUUCAUAGCUUUUCAAUCAUAGAAUGCCUUGGAAGCCAACAGGGGUACUCUGUGUAAAUUGAUCCAUUUGGAGAUCCGGCUCUGUUGCUAUUGAGAUCUUUGCAUUGAAGAGCUAUUUAGAGUGUUAGAGAUGCCUUCCCAUGCUGAUUUAGACAGACAGAUUGAGCAGCUCUUAGACUGCAAGCCAUUGUUAGAGGUGGACGUGAAAAACCUUUGUGACCAGGCCAGAGCUAUUUUAGUUGAAGAAUGGAACGUGCAACCUGUGAAGUGCCCGGUCACAGUUUGCGGAGAUAUUCAUGGGCAAUUCCAUGAUUUAGUAGAGCUUUUUCGUAUUGGUGGCAAGGCACCUGAUACUAAUUAUCUAUUCAUGGGAGAUUAUGUAGAUCGUGGAUACUAUUCUGUCGAGACUGUGUCAUUGCUAGUUGCCUUGAAAGUGCGCUACAGAGAUAGAAUUACCAUAUUACGAGGGAAUCACGAGAGCCGUCAAAUCACCCAAGUGUAUGGAUUUUAUGAUGAAUGUCUGAGAAAAUAUGGAAAUGCAAAUGUGUGGAAGUAUUUUACAGACCUCUUUGAUUACUUGCCGCUGACGGCCCUUAUUGAAAGCCAGAUCUUCUGCUUGCAUGGAGGUCUCUCCCCAUCAUUGGACACACUUGAUAACAUACGAGCUCUGGAUCGCAUACAGGAAGUACCACAUGAGGGUCCGAUGUGUGACCUUCUUUGGUCAGAUCCAGAUGAUCGUUGUGGCUGGGGUAUAUCCCCAAGAGGUGCUGGAUACACAUUUGGUCAGGACAUAGCUGCACAAUUCAAUCAUACUAAUGGUCUCAGUUUGGUUGCAAGGGCACACCAGUUAGUUAUGGAGGGUUUCAAUUGGUGUCAGGAUAAGAAUGUGGUAACAGUAUUUAGUGCUCCAAAUUAUUGCUAUCGCUGUGGAAAUAUGGCUGCAAUCAUGGAGAUCAGUGAGACGAUGGAACGGAAUUUUCUUCAGUUUGACCCUGCUCCCCGUCAAAGUGAACCUGAUGCCACUCGCAAGACUCCAGAUUAUUUCUUGUAGUAUUGUUUACUGGGAAUAUUGUAGUUUUGUAUGCUUCUGUAAAGUUUAGAAAAUCAAAUUUUGAGAAAUUAUGGGCAUUCUUUUGUUAGGGCUGUUGCUUAAUUUGUUCUGCCAAAAACAGUUGAAGAUUUCUCCCCUUUACACAUGAACACAGAUGCAGAGAAGGAGAAUAAGAUGAAUUCAGUGAAGCUUUCCUUAUAAGAGAUAUAAAUAUCAGAAGGCAAAGAUAUCCUUUGAAUUAAUUUGAAGCCACUGCAGGCUGGAUCUUAGAGGAUUUUGUUUCUCAAGAAUGGUUGUAUGCCCUGGGGAAUUAGUGAGUGGAGAGAGACAGAGACAGAGACAGAGAGAGAGAGAGAGGAGAGUAAACGGAUUCUUGUAUUAUUUAACUGCAAAUGUUGUGUUAUGUGAAUAUUUGGGUAAAUAAGGAGGGUGGAAUCUCAUAAAAAGCUUUUUUAAAGCAUUAUAGCACAGCUAGACUUGAACAGAACAGAUGAUAUAUACUGCCUGUUCAUUCAUGCCUGGCCUGUUCAUUCAUGCUUGAAUUUAUUUGUUUUUGAGGACAGACAAAAUUUGGUUAUCUCAUUGAGGAAAAUCUUUUGAUUAAUAUUCAUAAUAUAGAAGUAGAGUAAUAUUGUUUA